Molecule: messenger RNA, 8116 nt
Organism: Caenorhabditis auriculariae
Lineage: Eukaryota; Metazoa; Nematoda; Chromadorea; Rhabditida; Rhabditidae
Source: the annotation of a GenBank genome assembly
AUGGCUUCGAACGCUCUGGGUGAGCAGCUUGCUGCUAACUUGAUGAAAGCAGCUCAAGUUUUAGAGGAACAACUUGACAGCGAGAUGAAUAAGUAUAGAAACUUUUUUGAUGAAUUAAUUUUGUGAUAAUUUUUACAGGUUAGAAAAUUUAGACGAAGACGACCUGGAGGUGAUCAGACGUAAGAGAAUCGAACAGAUGAAGAAAGCACAACAAGCUCGUGUGGAAAUGCUCUCUCAGGGUCAUGGAAAGUACGAGGAAGUUGCUGAUGAGAAGGAUUUCUUCGAAGCAACUAAAAAGAGCAACAAAGUUGUUUGUCUCUUCUACCUCCCAAGUAAUUUUAGGUUAGAAGUUAUAUUUUAUCAUGGCAAGCGACGUUGCUUUUCUUCUUUCAGUCUUAACGGCAAUCUGUUUCAGAUGCAAAAUUGUCGAUAAACACUUUGAAAUUUUGGCGAAAAGACAUAUUGGCACACGUUUCAUCAAAAUUGACGCGGAAAAGGUUUGUUUAUUUUUUCCUAUAUAUUUUUUAAUUGCUUCUAUUCAAGGCUCACUUCCUGACUUCCCGACUCAAUAUUCGGGUUAUUCCCACCAUCGCUAUCGUUUUGGUUGGUUUUUUGUUGAAAUGAAACCUAAUAGUCGCUUUUCAGAAUCAACAAACAGUCGAUUAUAUUCGCGGAUUCGAUGAUCUCGGCGGAAAAGAUGAGUUCACCACGGAAGUGAGUUUGCAAAAAUUCAUCUACUUCAGGAUUUGUUGUUCAAUUUGAAGUCAUUGCUAAAUUUUUUUUAAAGGCAAUCAGACAUAACAGUUUGAACAAAAAAAAACCUUACAAGCAAAUUUCAAGGUUCUGGAGAGCCGCUUGGCCAAGAGCGAAGUUCUGACGAUCGAAAAGAAACGAGUUGAACCUCAAAAAAAGAAAAUCAUCCGUUCCGGCCAUGGAGAGUACGAUAAUGAGGAGGAUUGGUAGCUCCUCUUUCACAAUUUACUUCCUAACUUUUAUUUCUUGUUUCAUUUUUCUUCACUUUUUCCCUCUAUUCUUUGCUUAUUUUUCCUAUUUUGAACUUCUCGAGAUGAUUCAAACCGCUGUUUCUUUGUGCUACGGUGAUUUUGAUGAUCUCAUUCUCUUUUCGAGUGAUUUUUUUUUCUUGUUUUGAUUGCUUAUGCUCAUUUUUAUUGCCUCACUUUUAAUAAAUCAUUGCACUUGAUCAUUCGUUCUUCGAGAAAUACUUGCUAAUCGGUUCAAAUAUUUGAAAGUUGUACAAGCUUCAGACUCUCAGAAUAAAUAUCAUGUAAAGUAAACAGGUUAUGAGUGUCACCGAGGGGAAGAAGCCAAGCGUUUCAGAAGUUUUUCCAGAAGAAAUUGAAGAAAAUGAAGUGAAUGAAGACAAAGUUUUGUGCAAGGAGGACACUUCUUGGAUCGACGUCGGCGAUGUAAAGUUUGGGUAUGAUUUUUACCUUUUUCUUGUUUCAAAUAGGUUUUUGAUCUCUUUCCUUCCAUUCUUUUUUCUGAGAAAAAGGUAAAUUGUAGUUUCACCACGCAAUAUGAGAACGUCCCGCAGCUACAACUUCAAAACGCUGUACAUUUUGCGGCUUGUUCUUACUCAGGGCCCAUUGGUUCGUUUUUUUUUCUCUCAAAAAACCAAUGGAGAUAUUAAGUGCGGAGAAAAAUACCUUAUAAAUUAAUAUUUCUUUCUUUUUUUCAUUUCGAUAAUUUUUUUGCUCAGUUUCCAAGCCAAAAAAAGUUUUUUUGAAGCUUUGGCUCAUACCCAAACGACUUCUACAUGGUUUGUUUCCAUCAGGACGUGCAGUGGGAGGAUUUUGAAGCGGAAGUUGGAAAUUCCCGACGCCUUCGCCAUCGAGUGGACUAGAGGUCAUUAAAUUAAUUCUGAUAUUUUCAUUGGAUUUUCACCUGGAAUAUGAUAAAGACAGAAAAAAAGGGGAAAUUACUCAUUUCAAGGAACAGGAAAACAUGAAAAAAACUUUCACACUGGUUAUAUGUGUUUCUGUCAUCCUUCUAAACAAGAAAUCGUCUAAAUUCAGUUAGAGUUUUGAAAAAUGGAAAGAGAUACCAAAUGAAAACAAAACCUUUUGUACUAUAGUGAUUAAUUAAAUUCAUCAUUCCUGCAUUUUUUUUUUCACCCUUUUUCAUAUUUAGGCCAUUGCCUUCUCGUUGUGAACAACCGAGGAAAUGCCACGAUAUACUCUUCUCUCGGCGAGCAAAUCUCCGAUUUCUUCUUCAGCACUGUAAAUUUUCUUGAAUUUUAAUUGGAAUCGAAAGAAAAACUUCAGAAUAUUCGGGAAUUACGAUCUUUGAAGACGUUCGUGACUUCAAGCGACAGCGGAGCCGCCAUAUUAGACAAUGAGGAACGGAUUUUCGUGGUGAACAGCGUUGCGGAGCCCGUCGUUUGGAGCAUGAACUCGCGUGGGUUUUGUUGGAAUCAGCCUUGUCUCCGAUUGAGCUCAUUUUUUGAGGGUGUCCAUAGAUCUUGUCUUUCUAAUAACAUGAAACCAAUUUUUUUUUCUCCAAACAAUUUUUAAGCCUAGAUAUGAUUUUUCAAAGCAUCACCGAACAGGUUUGGUUAGGUUAGUGGUGAAUUUCCUUCCAGAAAUUUUUUUAAAACCCGAAAAAUAAUUUUGGAGUUAUCUUCCGUUUUCCAAAAGAAGAUGAUUUUUAGCCACUAAAGAGAAGCCGACGACAUGGACGGUUUUCCAACCCCAACAACUGCUCACACGAGUUUUGUUCGUCGUUGGAUCUCAAUUCUAUAUGGGCUCUCAAGGAGAAGAACUCGCCAUUCAGGUUUCGAACGGCUCCAGAAUAUAUUGGCAUGGUAAUGAAUUUCAGCCCCAAGCCGCGGCGUGGGCCAUCUCGCCUUGUGAUUACGUUCAGAGUGUUGUGAACGAGGCUAGAGAUCGGAUAGCUUUGUUGACUUCGACUGAUAAAGUUCAGGUUAGCUGUUCCGAGAAUAUUUCUGGAAUUCAGAAUAAUAUCAUAGUUGUCUGAUGUUCUGCUUUUUUAUUCAAGGUCGAAUUUAUUGUUUUUUUUUUUGGGCAAGUUUCAAGGUUUCAGGAUCGUGUUACAGGUAGUUUCUGCAGACCUGGAGAUUAUCUACGCGAGUUUGCGGAUCUCCCAACACGAAGUUUCGAACUGCCUGAGUUUCGGUUGGGUGACUUCCAACGGACUUUUCGCCCAGCUGUCUCCGUCGAGUGUCCUGCUCAUCAACUACUCGGACAUCAGCGAGGAGGAGGCCAUCGUCUACGAGUUUGAAUCAUUUUUGAAGUAAUAUUCGUUGAAAUAUUCAGACGACCAUUCAAAUCGUCAAGAAUUGGCGUCGAAUGCGAUGGAAUUCGUGUUUUUGAGGAAGAUCGUGUUGAAUUCAUCACUGUUGCUAAUGGUUGGUUUUCUUUAUUUAGCAGAACUUUGAUAAGUUGAUAAUGAAAAAAAUUUGAAAAAUGGCAAAAAAUUAAAGAAAAUAAUGAUCUCGAUUUGUUCAUCUGUGUUCCCCAGAUAAAAUUCUUACAAUUUAAAGUUGUUUUUAAACUUUUUUUUGGAAAUUAACUUUUCACAUGGUAUCCAAUAGUUAACGAAAAAUGACCUCAUGAAAAAAUGCUUUAAUUCUUUUGAACGAAUUGGUACUGAUAUGGUUGAAAAGCUCACGUGUUUAUUUUAACUUUAGUCGAGAAGCAGAAAGCAAAAAUUGAGCUUUCGAAACAAGAAAAAUUAUUUUGAUUUUUAAGAAUAAAUGAGCUGUCAAGACAGAUUUUUUCAUAAAUAUCGUACUACCUUACAGUAAUUAUCAUUUUAUGGAAGUUUUUGGUUUUACGCUAUAUUCGAAUUCGAAGAGUAAUUUCGAGGGCUUAUCUGUGGUUUCCUUUCUUAAUGACCGAGUUAUAUUUUGCUCUAAAACCCGACUGCAUUCUUCAAUGAACAAUUAAGACGCUCAAAGAGCCGUUCUGGGAGUUGCUUCGGCGGCGGACGGAGCUCUUCUCCACGAAGCGGCACAGUGGCUGAGCACUCCGAAGAGUCAUCAGUCUUAUGAAUAUGCCAUGCAGGUUCACUUCUGCUCCGAAAUGGCUGAAAAAUGGGCGUUUAUUCAGAUCCGUGACAUGAAAUCCGCCAUCGACGAUUGCAUUUCCUCCGCUUCGGAAGCCUGGCAGACGCCUCUCCAGAAGAUGUUGCUUAAAGCAGCGCGCUUUGGAAUGGCCUUCACGACGUCUUCCUACGACACCGCCAACUUUAUGAGGGUUAUUCGAGAGCUGAGAGCUCUCAACGAACUUCAUUCUUCACGAACUGGAAUCCCUCUCACUCAUCAUCAGUGAGUUGAGCGUCGUUUGAGCGGGCAGAAUAAUUAUUUGAAGAUGUGGUGGUUUUAAAAAAACUAGUAAGAUCACCACUACGAAGUUAUUUUUCAAAAAAGAAACUUUUAUUUUCAAGUCCGAUUGAAAUUGAGGUUUAACAAGGUAAAUUGAGAUAAAGUUUGAAAUUUUUGUGUUUAACCAGCUCCAAAAUGAUAGAAGCCUUGAAUAAAAUUACUUCACUUCCUAAUUGAAAGUUUUCUAAAUUCAGAAAAAUUUUAUUGUGAAAGUAUUUCUCAUCUCAGAAAAAUUUUUUUUUCAAAAGCAUGCAAGGUAAUAUUUUUUUAGUUUUUUUGUAUUUCUUCGUUUUUUUAGGGCUCUUGUAUAUAGAAAUAAUGUUUGAUAAUUUUAUAUCUGAGGGCAUUAGAAUAAUGUCCUUUUUUUUACAAAAGAAAAAAAUUUCUUUUCUUCAAAAAUUGAAAAAAAGUGUUUUCGAGGUUCAAAAAAAGAGACAGUGAGCCCAAUGAAGUGAGAUAAGUUUGGGGAUUCCAAAAAAUAUAACGAACAGGUUGCGAGCCAUCGGUGAGACGUGUAUGAUAAAUCGGUUGAUCGACAUGGGUGCCUACGGAGUGGCGGUUCGUGUCGCUCAAUGGCUCUGUGGAGAGUCCAGCGAGUACGUCGAUCGCGUUCUCAUGGAAUGGGUUAGGCGGAGGAUUUCUGUAGAAACUCCCUUCUUAGAUGUUCAGGUACGCCGAGCCAUCCGCCAAAUGGCCAACUCCCCGCAAAGAUACGAAAAACAGCCGAUGAUCGAGUUGGAAGAGAAGCUCUCCAAGAAGUUGUUGCAGUUCCCGCAUGUCUCUAUUGCAGGUAUGAAAGGAGAUAGUAUCUUCACAAAGGCCUAUUAGGGUUACAUAGAUGUAAGCUAUUUGUCCUAUGUUUGUCCUAGGUGUGUUCCAGCCGACUUCUUAUUAGAAAAAAGUCAUGAAUUCGAGCAUUCCUGUAAAGGUUUUUUUUCUCGAGACAAUGCUUUUUUUAAAUAGAGCUUAUAAACCUCGAACGUUAUUUUUUUGGAGAUUCAGACGCUGCACGAAGAGCCAUUGACGAAAAAUUACCCCAGCUGGCGCGGCUUUUCAUUCGAAGAGAAACGGACGACUCUAAUCACGUCCGAAUUCUGCUGCAGCUUGAUGACGUACCGGCGGCUUUGGAACGAGCGGCCAACGCCCAGAGACCUCAACUCAUUCAUCAGGUGAACAUUUCUCACAAUUCUGAGUAUUUUAAGUAUUUCAUGUAUUAUGUACGAAUUUAGCAACGCAAAAAUUUGUGAAAAAAGAACAAAACAGCCAAAAAGGAAUUUCGCAGCACUUUCCUGUUUCACUUUUACCAAUAAUUCGAGAAUCAAUUUCAAAUCCAUUUUGAUUCUCUCCCUACUAUAUAUUUCAAACAAAUUUUGGCUUGGAAGUUUUCGAUUUAUAGAAGUUUGUGUCCUCAGGUCGUCCGCCAUCUGAUGACUGGCCAACGACGAGCCGAGUACGAGUUGGCCAUUCGAAAGAUUCCUCUUGUUGGUUUUUCUUCCAGUUAAAGACAUUUCGAGAUGCUUUCCAGGCCCAAUGUCUCUAUCAGGACCUUGUGAGACAGGAAAGCGACGGAAAAGGCGCCGGCCGGCAAAUGUUAGCUCUUCUGGAACAAGCCAGCGACUUCGAAAGACAGACCCUCUACCAUCUCGACGCAGCCCAGAAAGAGAAAAAUGUAAUCAAAAACGUUAUUUGUUGGACACUUUGGCGAGUUGAGAUGAAUAGAAAUGGAAUUAGUCAUUCUUUUUAUUAGUUUAAGACGGCGAGUAUUUUGUGUCUUGCUAGCUCAGAAUCCUCAAAAAUGAAAAAAAAAAAACUAAAAUAUUUAAAUUCUUACGUACGUUAUAUUUUUUUUAAUUUUGAAAAGUGGGAAAAUACGGCUCAUUUGGUCCGAGCUCAGUUCACUGACCUUUUUUUUUUUUGAAAUAUUCUGACUUGUCUGCGGCCUCGUAUCUCUCAGGUCAGAACAAAAAAAUGAGAACAUCACAGAGCAAAAUAAGACUAUUCCAAGUUUUGACUAAUUUAGUACAAUUUUAAAAGGUUCUUUUCAUAAAAAAAAGGAACUCAACGAAAUUUUCUUCGAAGAAUCCAAACCUGAUGAAAAUUAUUUCGAAUUAUCCACCUAUUUGAAAAAACGUGUUUUUUCAGCCGUCUGAACGUCUGAACUCUCUACGGAGAGCGAAAGACGCAGCUCACAGCCUUGGGGACAGGGCUAUCGAGGAAAUUAUCAACGAUGUUGUAAGUUCUUCAAAAUUAAAACGAUAAAAUAGGUAAAGGUUCAGACGGCCUUCACUCCAUCUCAAAUCGAAAGAAGACAAACGCACAUGUCGAUACGGGAUACGGUACUCGAGUACGCGCACGACGCCCAGAAAAUCGCUCAAAUUAGGCAUCAAGUCAAACUCUCCGAGAAGCAGUUCGUUUUCAUCUUCUCAAAAACUUUUGCAAUGAAAAUCUUGAGAUUUGCGGUCUAACUUUUGAUUAAUUCGAAUAAAAUGAUCUUCAACAAAAAAAAAAUUGACUCAGUAAUUUUACAAUCUAGGGUGUACCUUUGGACGAUCGAAGGCCUUGUCAAAAAUGGCCGAAUGGAGCAACUUUUCGACAUGGCCCAGCGGAAAUCUCCUGUCGGCUACGUGGUGAAUUUUCGAAGAAUUUAGGGCGUCCAAAGCUAAAGAUGACACCACUUGAAAUUCUAAAUAAUUUUGAAAAUGAGAAAAAAAAAGUUGUUGAAGACCUUCCAAGGUCAUUUUUUGUUUUAAACGCACCAUAUCAUUUUUUUUUGUUUUGAAUGAAUUAUUUUUGUCAAUGGAAGUCAUUAAUAUUAUCACCGGUACUUGAAAAAAACUCUUAUAUUAAAUGGAUACUAUCAUGCCGUGUUCAAAGUAAUUUCCGCGAAAUGCAAAAUGGUCUCUGACCCUCCAAAAUUUAGUUAUCUUUUUCUUUCUCUGACGGCUAUUUUGAAUUUCGCGGAAUCACUUUGAACACGGCACCAGCAAUCUCAUUUUUUUUUCAUUUCAGCCAUUUAUCAAGGCUUGCAUUCGCUAUAAAAGACCGGAGGAGUGCAAAAAGUACUUGGCCAAAGUUCACGGAUACGCAGAUCUCGUCGCUGCUAACAUCGCCAUGAAGUGAGUCCGCUUUUGGUUUCGAUCAACAAUAAUCUAAGAAAAAUCUCACAAAAGUUGAAAUUUUUGAUCCAAAGAAUUCAUGUUAUUAUAAAACUUCCUUAGAAUUAAAAAAGUUCCAGAGAAUUAAAUUUUUAUUUAAAAAAACAAAACUUUUUUUCGGUCAGUUCCUUCAUAAUUUGAAAAAAAUCUGAGGGAAAUUCAUUUAAAAAUAGUGCUCCUUUGUUUUUUUCUGAUAUCAUCACUAAUCAGGGCCUUAAGGCUUAAAACACGUUUUUCAUGAAUUAUUUUUUUACGCGAGAUUUUGGAUUUCGAUAACUAUUGUCUAGUUUUAAAAUUAGCGGCAAUACGAACAAAUUAAGUUUUUAUAAGAAAAAAUGAUGAUAUGGGAAAAAUUUGGUGUUCAACUUGCUGUUGGAAUUUGAUAAUUUGAAGUUUAAAAUUUUUGCUAUUUAUGAAAGAUUAUUUUUGGCGUGCUCAUCCCAUUUUUCGAACUUUUUCUUCCAGAAACUACGUCGAAGCCGCGAAAAUGGCGUUUGAUCGUCGCGAUCGCGAAACGCUCCAGGCGAUUUUCCUGAAGUCGCACGAGGAUCCCGCGUCUUAUGGGAAGGUCGCACAGCUCAUUCGCUCCCUCUGA